Daktulosphaira vitifoliae (grape phylloxera) is the source of this 2974-nucleotide messenger RNA. RefSeq names its product WD repeat-containing protein 3. Gene Ontology annotation, molecular function: protein binding; snoRNA binding. Bases 159 to 2933 code for a protein of 924 amino acids. The record is from RefSeq and is a predicted model, not a curated record. The transcript has 13 exons. Gene Ontology annotation, cellular component: Pwp2p-containing subcomplex of 90S preribosome; small-subunit processome. Gene Ontology annotation, biological process: maturation of SSU-rRNA. NCBI's taxonomy places the organism in Eukaryota, Metazoa, Arthropoda, Insecta, Hemiptera, Phylloxeridae.
CACGUGGUAUGAGUAUGAAAACAUUGACUGUUGUUUAAUACAUAUUAUUUUCUUAAAUAAAAAAAAGGAUUUUUACUUAUUAUUUUAACUAUAUAAUUAAACUGAAUUUCAACCACAUUAAAUAGUGUAAUAUUUUAAUACUUGUAUGAAAACAUAAUAUGGGGUUAACUAAACAAUACUUACGUUAUGCUCCUUUAAAAAACUUCAAUAUUAUAUGUCAUCCUGAGUGUAAUAUCGUUUUUGUUACAUUCAAUAACAUUAAUGAUAGAUAUGUAGCAGUCGGAGCCAGUGAAAAUAUAAAUAUUUGGGAUUUACGUUUGUCAAAAUUGGUUAUGACAAUUGAAGAUGAAGAUAUGAGAAAUAAUACAUCUAAGAAAGUAAACGUUGUUAAAUUAGCUGUUGUUGCUGGUGGAAAACAAAUUGCUGCUGGUUAUUCUGAUGGUAUAGUAAAAACAUUUGAUUUAAAUAAUGGCGAACUUAUAAGCACAUUUCAAGGACAUCGAUCAGCAAUUACAGCAUUAAAUUAUGAUGCAAAUGGCCAUUUACUUGCUUCAGGUUCAAAAGAUACUGAGGCUGUUGUUUGGGAUAUAGUAGCUGAGCGUGGUUUACAUAGAUUAUGUGGUCACAAAGGUGUUAUUACAGAUGUACAAUUUAUGAAUAAAUAUGAAAUAGUUUUAACAUCAUCUAAGGACACCUAUAUUAAAUUUUGGGAUUUAACUACUGGAUAUUGUUUUAAAACAUUAGCAGGUCAUAUUACCGAGGUAUGGUCAAUGAACAUUUUACGUGACAAUGAUUUUAUUGUUACGGGGAGUAAUGACGCUGAAUUACGUACUUGGAAAGUUUCAAAAACUGAUGAAGAUAAUAAAGAUAUUAAAAUAAUGGAACUUUUAUCAUCAGAUGGUUUGCUAGAUUAUGCAUCUCCAAUAAAGUGUGAAAAAGUAGGAUCCUUAAUGCGAGAAGGUCCUGGUCGAGUAGUAUCAUCUUCAACUGAUAGUACCAAUCAUAUUAUUUGUUGCCAUGGCCAUGGAAAAUUAUUAGAACUCUUUAUUUUUACUGAUAACAAUGAAGCAUUAGAUCGAUUUCGUAAUAGACAAAGAAAAUUCAGAAAGAAAGCUUUAAAACGUGAAGAAAACAUUGAUGAUGUUGCAUUUUUAAAUGAAAAAAACCCUGCCCUUCAAGAUACUGUGAGACGAUUACCAGCUAUUUUAACUGAUUAUAAAAUAAAAUCUACCAACUUAACUGUAAAUGAAACUCAUGUUAAGGUUGUUAUUAGUUUAGCAAACAAUUCAAUAGUAUUAUACUCAGUUCCAUUAAAAGAUAGCAAAGAAGUAAAGUUGAUACGCCAAAUUUCUUUGAAUGGUCAUAGAUCCAAUGUUAAAGUUUUGGCAUUUAGUUCUGACAACUUGGCUAUUUUUACUGGUGGAUCUGAUUCUAUUAAAAUGUGGAACAGAAAAACUUUAAACUGCAUUCGAACUGUAAAAACUAGUAAUGCUGUUCAAUGCAUGUGUAUUGUUUCUGGUGAUCGUCAUGUCUUAGCUGGGCUUGAUGAUGGUAACUUAUUAGUGAUUGAUAUUGCAGCAGGAGAUAUAAUUGAGCAAAUUGCUGCUCAUACUAAAGACACAAAAUCAAUUUAUUUAUUACCAGAUGAGUUAGGAUGUAUUACUGGUGGAGGAGAUAGCACCGUAAAAUUAUGGCAAUUAGAAUUAGUAAAUUUGCCUAGUACAGAUAGAAAAGUUUUAUCAUUAUUACAUACUAAAACACUAGAAUUAGAUGAAAAUGUUCAGUGUGCUAAAGUUAGUCCAGAUAAUAAACUUAUGGCUAUAGCUUUAUUAGACAACACAGUUAAAAUAUUUUUUAUGGACACAUUUAAGCAUUUUAUUGAUCUAUAUGGGCAUACACUUCCUGUUAGUGAUUUAGAUAUUAGUUAUGAUUCUUCUAUAAUCAUCACAGUAAGUGGCGACAAAACUAUAAGGAUUUGGGGAUUGGAUUAUGGUGAUUGCCAUAGGCGUUUAACCACAGACUCAGCACUUACAAGCAUUUCAUUUGUCUCAAAAACUCAUCAAUUUUUCACAACUGACAAAAAUGGAAAUGUAAAACAUUGGGAUGGUGAUACAUUUGAACGAAUUUUAACAUUACAAGGUCAUAGAGGAGAAAGUUAUAAUUCUUCUAUAAGUAGUAAUGGAUCAUAUCUUGUUAGUUGUGGACAAGACAAUGUUGUUCGUUUGUUUGAAAAAACAGAUGAACCAUUAGUGUUGGAAGAUGAACGUGAAGAGGAAAGAGCUCAAGAAGAUGAAAAAGAACUAGCAACAGGGGAAGAUACAAAUGUAUAUGGUGGACCAUCAGUUCUAUCACUACCUACAAAAAAAACUAUUACAUCAGAAAAAGCUGCAGAACUACUAUUAGAGUGUUUAAAUGUAAUAAAAGAAUACAAAGAUACACGUGCAGAAAACCAAUCAAAAGGUGUGGCUUUACCUUCCUUACCUUUAAUAAUGACAGCAUUUAAUGUUAAAACAACAGAUGAAUACUUACUAGAAAUAAUUAGAAGAAUACGCUCCAGUGAACUCGAAGAAGUAUUACUAUUAAUUCCUUUUUCAAGUGUUUGUUACUUUAUGGAGUCACUAAUUCCAUUACUGAACAACAUGCAUCAUGAAAUUGAACCUGUUAUCCGAUCUCUUAUAUUCAUAGUACAGACUUUACAUAAACCAUUAACAUCUGCAAAAGAUAUGUUGCCUAUUUUAAGACAAUUGAAUUCACUUGCUUUUAAAAGAACAAAUGAUUUUCGAGACCUUAUUGGUGAAAAUUUACAUUCGUUAAUGAUUAUAAAUAAUACUCAAGAAGAAGAAGAACUUGUAUUUAAUAUUACACAAAAUUUAAACAAAAAGAGAAAACGUCAAAAACAAAAAUUAUUAAAAUCUGUAGUUGUUAGUAUUUAAUAAAUAUAAAUAUAUGAUAUGUUUUGUAUUUCUGUAACAAU